Strongylocentrotus purpuratus (purple sea urchin) is the source of this 659-nucleotide messenger RNA. RefSeq names its product glutathione S-transferase-like. Gene Ontology annotation, biological process: glutathione metabolic process. Lineage: Eukaryota; Metazoa; Echinodermata; Echinoidea; Camarodonta; Strongylocentrotidae. Bases 31 to 453 code for a protein of 140 amino acids. The record is from RefSeq and is a predicted model, not a curated record. Gene Ontology annotation, molecular function: glutathione transferase activity. The transcript is spliced from 3 exons.
UUUCCUGAAAAUGUCUGCCAUAGAAUUGACAUGCUUUCAAUGGGUGCGGAGGAUAUAGCGUUUCCUAGCCUCAUGUCGCCAAUGUUUCUAGAGGUACAGUUCACCAAGGAAGCAGCUGAUAAAGCCAGUGAGAACGGUAUCAAAGAAUGCAGAGAACGCUAUCUACCAGUCUUUGAAAAGGUUUUAGAUGAGAGUACAUCCGGGUUCCUGGUAGGAGAUUCAAUGAGCAGGGCUGAUAUCAUGCUGUUCGACGGUCUCUGCUAUCUUCACGAAGAUCCUAAACUCGAAUCAGAACUGCAGAAUUUUCCUCGCUGCUCGGCUUUCAUCGACCAUUUCUCCAAGCAAUCUGGCAUCAAGGAAUACCUUGCCAGUCCUCGUCGAAAUGGCUUACCAGAUCUGGAGUAUACCAAACAUUGCUGUCGAAUUCUCAACCUGCCCCUUGCCGGAAAAUAAACUACAUUAUAAGCAUGUGAAAAUGAGGGGAAACAAAAUGAUGUCACUCAAUAGAAUAAUUAACUCUGUGUUCUUGUGUUCUCCGGCUCUCUCUUUCUCGUCUCCCCUCUUAUUUCUCUCUACCCUCUCUCAUCAAUCUACCUCAGGGAAAAGAAAUACUUUAACAAUUUUGGGGGCUACUUUUCAAGCUUGCUUGCACGAAAAUA